AUACCAGUCGGUGGCGGUAAUGCACCAAUUUGAUUGCCUGCCAACCGACAACAACCGUCAAAGAAGAAGAAGAAGAUGUCAGCAUCGCAGCAAAUCCAUUACUGAAGACUGAUUUCUGUUUUCAAAGGAUGGAGAACUACAGGGAUGAAAACAACUCUUCUACAGUCACUGUCAACAAUGCCAAACAUCCUCUUACACGUCGAGGAGUUUUAUCAACAAUAACCAAGCACUCUUUUCUGUUGUUGAUGUGUUUGGGGGCGUUAAAUGUCGUGCUGGCUGUAAAAGUCAUUUACAUGGUGAUGAUUGCGGCCAUGCAGCAAAAAUAUAUCAACAACCUUACAACUGAAAAACAUCAACUGGUUGAUCAACAAAAGAUGAUGGAGAACCAGAUCGGGAUCCUGGUCAAACAGAAAAACGCGAUCUGGAUCAGAGAAGGAAUCACUCAAGAAAAACUGGAACUGGACAAAGCUUUAAAGCAGCUGCAAAAAGACUUAGAGAAAAUGGAACGAGACAAAGAGAAACUGAAACGAGACAUAGAUGUGAUGAGACAAGACAAAGAGGAGCUGAGGCGAGACAGAGAGAAGCUGGCCCAAGACAAAGAGACACUGAGGCGAGACAGAGAGAAGCUGGCCCAAGACAAAGAGGAGCUGAGGCGAGACACAGAUGAACUGAACCGAGAGAAAGAGGAGCUGAAUCAAAAGAUAAUAAAGUAUAACAAAGACAAAGAGGAACUGAGCCAGGAGAAAGAGGAGGUGAUGCAGAAGACAGAGAAGCUGAACAAAGAGAAACAGGAGCUGAUCAAAGAGAAAGAGAAACUGAAUGAAGACAUAGAGAAUUUGAAGAAGGAGAAAGAGGAGCUGAAAAAAGACCAUGAGGAGCUGAGAAAACACCAAGAACAGCUGAAAAAAGAAACAGAGGCCUUCGAAAGAGAGCGAGAGGAGUUGUAUAAAUCAAAAGAGAUGAGAAAUAUUAUAGAGCCGCUGAUGAAAGAGGAAAAGGAACUGAAAAAAUUAAUAGAGGAGUUGAACAAAGACAAAGACGAGCUUAUCAAUGAAAAAGAACAACUGAGUAAAGACAAAGAGGAGCUUAUCAAAGAGACAGAUGAGCUGAGCAAAUCGACAAAUGAGCUGAGCACACAGACAGCAGAGCUGAACAAGGAGGCAGAUGUGAUGAACAAAGAGAAAGAGGAGCUGAGCAAAGCAAAAGAGGAGCUGAAAACAGAGACAGAGAAGGUGAGGAGAAAGGAAGCUGAGCUGAGGAAAGAGAAAGAGGAUCUGAGCAAACCGGAAGCUGAGCUGAUUAAAGAGAAAGAGGAGCUGAGGGAAAAGGAAGAGGAGCUCAGAAAAACGGAAGAUGAGCUGACUAAAGAGAAAGAAGGGCUCAACGAACAAAAGGAGGAGCUGACCAAAGAGAACGAAGAGCUGAACAAACAGGAAGUGGCCCUGAACAAAGAGAAAGAGGACCUGGACAAAAAAAGAGAGGAGCUGAAGAAAAAAAGAGAGGAGCUGGACAGAGAAAUAAUAGAGAGGGAUAAAUUGAAAGAGAAGCUGAAAGAAUUAAAAGAUGAGGCAAUGUGGCGAUGCAAGGAGAGCUAUUACCUACAAAAGCUCUAUUAUUUCGUCCUGGAUCAUGCAUAUUUUCCAGUUGAAGAAUUCUGUCCUCUAAACAUGAGACCACAAUGUCUGCUUUGCAGGAUGAGAUGGGUUCCCUUCAGAACUUUCUGCUACUUAUUUUAUGAUGCCGAUACUCGUGGGAGAACCUGGAAUAAUUGUCGACAGUACUGUCUGGAUAAUGCUGCAGACUUGGUUAUAGUUCACGAUGAGGCCGAGCAGAUAUUUAUCAGCAAGCACGUCAAAUACUACAGUUAUGGGCAUGGAUACUGGAUAGGGUUAGUGCUAGAAAAAGGCACGUGGCGCUGGAUUAAUGGACGUACGAACACCCUUGACUUCUGGAGAAAGGAAAAUGGCCAUCAUUUGGGAGAAGGAGCAUUGCAUAUUCCAACAUAUACAUUCGAAAAGAGCUGGGUAUCAGCAGAGUUCGCGAUGUUCAACAGAUUCAUCUGUAAGACUGCGAAGGUUGAUUGGUAUAAUUAACACUGUUCUAAAGUUUCAAUGAGGAAUACUCAACUGUUUCUUCGGUUUUUGGUAAAUCUCAUAAAUAAAAACACAAUCUCA
Molecule: messenger RNA, 2174 nt
Organism: Gambusia affinis (western mosquitofish)
Lineage: Eukaryota; Metazoa; Chordata; Actinopteri; Cyprinodontiformes; Poeciliidae
Product: golgin subfamily A member 6-like protein 7
Exons: 7
Coding region: 129-2093 (654 amino acids)
Source: RefSeq, a predicted model, not a curated record